Messenger RNA from Bactrocera latifrons, 1108 nucleotides. RefSeq names its product mesencephalic astrocyte-derived neurotrophic factor homolog (gene Manf). Gene Ontology annotation, cellular component: endoplasmic reticulum. The record is from RefSeq and is a predicted model, not a curated record. Bases 385 to 900 code for a protein of 171 amino acids. Gene Ontology annotation, biological process: dopaminergic neuron differentiation; neuron projection development. The transcript is spliced from 4 exons. NCBI's taxonomy places the organism in Eukaryota, Metazoa, Arthropoda, Insecta, Diptera, Tephritidae.
AUUCUCAUUACUUUAAUUUCACCGGUUAAGCAUUUAUGAGCAUUGAAAUAAGAUUUCCAAACAAAACUUUUCGUUUUUAAUAAAACUGCAACUUAAAGAAUAAAGUGGAAAUUACAAUUUUAGUGAAUUAAUUGUAAGUAGAUAGUUAUAAUUCAUUUAACUUGAGUUAUUUGUAUGCUUCAGUACUGAUAAGCGGAAAAUAAAAAAAAACCAAAAAGUAUAAAAAGAGUGUCACGCACUUUUCUAGAAUAGAAACGCUUACGUAGCGAGUAAACUGGUGGAAUUUAUAAACUAUCUGUUGCCCUACAGUCGUUCAAACACAUUGCAUUUGCUAUCCUUUCAGAAUUUUCAAAAAAUAAAGAUUCUAUUAAGUAGUGAGCCAAUAUGCGUUCCCUUUUACUGGUAAUGGCGUUUGCCUUUGUACUAAUUCAUAGCAGCAUAGCUUUGAAGGAAGACGAAUGUGAAGUUUGUGUGAAGACAGUCAAACGUUUUGCUGAUACAUUGAAUGAUGACAUAAAGAAGGAUCAUAAAAAAAUUGAAGCUGAAUUCAAAAGUUUCUGCAAAAAGCAAAAGAAUAAGGAGCACAGAUUUUGUUACUAUCUGGGUGGUCUGGAAGAAUCAGCGACUGGCAUUUUGAAUGAACUCAGCAAGCCAUUGAGCUGGUCCAUGCCUGCCGAUAAGAUCUGUGAGAAACUUAAGAAGAAGGAUGCUCAGAUCUGUGAUUUACGUUAUGAAAAACAAAUUGACUUGAACAAUGUUGAUCUGAAAAAAUUGAAGGUUCGUGACCUGAAGAAAAUUCUCAACGACUGGGAUGAAGGCUGCGAAGGUUGCAUUGAAAAAACUGACUUUAUCAAGAGAAUAGAAGAACUGAAACCAAAAUAUGCGCACAAUGAGUUAUAAAAAACAAUGCCUGAUUACCAAUUUAAUUUAUAUGCGAAUACUUAAUUCUACUCACAUGAAUAUUUGUCAUUAUUUCAAUGCUUUUCAAUUUUUUUUUAGAAGAAUUUAGUACAAAAAUCUAUGAUUUUUGCUUUAUAAGAGUUGAUAAUGUGAAAAGAAGUAUAUAUCUGUAGACAGUAUAUGAAAUAAAACACAGAAACCAACUUAA